This is a messenger RNA of Bactrocera neohumeralis, 6968 nucleotides long. Its product is annotated as coiled-coil domain-containing protein CG32809. The transcript is spliced from 20 exons. The coding region runs from base 197 to 3568 and encodes 1123 amino acids. Gene Ontology annotation, cellular component: cytoplasm. NCBI's taxonomy places the organism in Eukaryota, Metazoa, Arthropoda, Insecta, Diptera, Tephritidae. The record is from RefSeq and is a predicted model, not a curated record.
AAAUAUUUGGCAUUACAACGUAUUGAACGGUUUUUAAAAGCGGUCACACAUCUACGCUGCCCUAAAUUAUUCAUAAAUAUUUGAUAUUUCAAAUUUAUUUGAACAAAAAGUAUUAUAAAUGCUCAAAAAAUUGAAAAAUAAGUUGAAAAUAUAAUAAGUCGUCGCUACCCAACCAACACAUUUCAAUUGUCACACGAUGCUGAUACGUUGGAAGAGCAAAGAUAAAAGUUCAUCGAACCAGAGCAGCAGCAACAGCAGCAGCAGCUCAUCAAAGAAAAAACGAAAAGGACGUGAAGGAGAAGAAGACUGGCAGAAUGAGGCUAAAACUGGGCGUAUGCCACCCAAUGAGCAAGUUAGCGAUCAUAGGAGAGGUAUGCGGCGAGACGAUCCGCGGCGGCACACCCUGGGUGGCGAUAUGAUAUUGUAUGCCGGUAAUCAAGGACAGCAGCAGCAGCGGGCAAUGGAUCUAGAGAUGAGUACGCGCGCACAAAAAAACAAAAAGAAUAAUGUACCACGCGGCUAUACUCCCUUGAAUCAAGGACCUUUGUUCGACGAUGACCCAGGCAUCAUGUCCGAGGUAGAAACGGCAAGCACUGGCUUUCGGCGUGGCAAUAAACAACGGUCUUCGCUCCCAGUCGUUAGAACACCGUCGAAGACGUUGGAGCGCCCUUUAGGAUUAGUAUUUUUACAGUAUCGAUCGGAAACAAAACGCGCUUUAUUGCCUAACGAAAUAACCUCAAUUGAUACCGUUCGAGCGCUUUUCGUUCGUUCCUUUCCACGACAACUAACCAUGGCAUAUCUAGAGGGUCCAAACGUCAAGAUCUACAUACAUGAUGCAAGCAAGGACAUGUUUUAUGAACUGGAGGAUGUGCGUUCACAUUUACGAGAAAUUCGUGACCGCUCAGUAUUGAGACUUUUCGAAUCCACUGAAGUUGCUGCACCGCCACAAAUUCUACCAGGUGGCCCUGGUGUACCUCAGCCUCUCCCACAAGUUACACCUAAUCAUUGGGACCAAGAUCAGAGCUAUUUCAGCGAACCAGAAUUUGAUUCAGAUUACAAACAUCAACACAUUCAUAAAUCAAAGAUCGGUAAACAGGCGGCACCGUACUACGUGGGCACCUCGCAGACGUUACCGCGCGGUAUGUACUCAUCAGAGCGCACAAAAGUUCCCAUUGAUGGUUACUCAAGUUCACCUGAACGCAGCACACGAGGCAACUACGAGGAGCCAUAUUACAGUCAAUAUGGAACCAGAGGACCAGUGGUUGCGCCAAUCAUUGAUGAAGAGCAGGGUGAUGUGGGUCUUACUGAGGAUCAAUACGCCGUAUACGGAAUGAAAGUAGGACCAGGGCGACUACCGAGACCGAACCAAAUGUACGAUUCGGCUAGGCCUGAAGACUUGCAUCGUAUUCGGGUAGAACAUAUGGAACGCCAAUUGGCCAAUUUAACAGGUCUAGUACAGAAAGCUCUCGUAAAUCAACAGCCGCAAAUUACACCGAUUCCCGUGCCAACCUUGGAUCAAAACUAUUUGGUUGUACCAACGCAGUGUCAAGCUAACGGGUCGGGAAAUGAUUUGUAUAUAAGGGAAAAGGCACCGAAGUUAGGGAAGAGCUCAUGCCAGAAAUCAGUGUCGUUUGAAAAGUCAGUUUCCUUUAGUGACGACAUACAAGGAAUACCCAAAUCUCAUAGUCCUCAACACGCUGCCGAUAACAAACCUACAAAACCAGCAAUAAAAUCAUCGACUUUACCUCGUACAUCUUCCCAGGCAGAGAGAGACCGCCUUAAACCGCCGCCGCCCCCCAAGCCACUGGUUUUGGCUCAGACGCACCAAACCUAUCGCGCUGAUAUAGCUCUUGCUCCAGAGGUCUACAAUCAUUUGCGUGGUUUGCAGAAAAAGGCCAAGGAUCUUCGCAUGGAGGUGCGUACACUGCGUCGUCUAUCUCAAGCACAGGCGGUCGCAGUGCGCGAAGACAUCAAAGGAACUUUUAUGCGCAUACGUGCCACACUGCUGGCCAGCAGCGGUACAUUUUGGGGCAGCCAUCAGGGUGAUCAAGAUGCCACGCGAAUCUCGCGCGAAGAGGAACUCUAUAAGCAAGAAGUUAUCAGACUGGAAAAAGACCUUAGCGACUUGGAGGCAUCUGUGGAGACACUACGCGGCGAAGUAAUUAAUCGACGUACACGUGUCAAUAUGACUGCCGUGGAGGACAUGGCAUUGGUACUCAGCAGAGCCAGUAAAACCGUUGCGGAAUUAAAAAUGAAAUUUCCUGGACUCUCCAAUGGACUACGUUGCAUGCUAUCGAGCGAAAUGGAACGUGUCGUACGGGAGGAGAAAUUUCUAAAAGAAGAACCUGACAGGCUUGAGUCGGCAUUAAGGCGAUGUAAAAAACUAACGGGUACAUUAGUGACCUUGAAAAGGCUGGCCAGCGUACAAGAGCAACGAUUGCCCCCUAACGAACCGCAAAUCAACGAAGAGCCGCCGCGUUCGGCCGAGAUCUCCAAUGCAGACAAACCAAUCCCAACACCCAGGAUGGGGUCGUUCGCUAUCAGCGGGGGACCCGAAAACGCACUCGAUGCUCUGCUAGACGAAUUGCAGACUUUUUCGAAACCACUCUCACAGAAUAAUGAGGUACGCCCCGAUGAUUCAACAUCUGAUGAAAGUUCACAAGCUCUGCAAAGCACAGUCACCACACAAAUAUCCCAAGCACGUCUAUAUAUACAAACUACCGACGCAAGCAUCAUUCCAAUGCAAUCGCAACCCAUUUCCACCGCAGCCGCCAGCAUUGUUAACACUUUGCCACAUAAACAAAGCAAUCACAUCACCAGCGAAACCAUUGUUAAUGCAACCAAUGUAACCUCUCUAAUGGUGCAUACCAAUGUCGGCAGUCUUCGACGUCUCCAUUCAUAUCCCAGUGGGUCAGAUACAGACAUAUCACCGCCACAGAACGUGCGUGCGGUGACUACCAAGCCACCAGUCCCCGAACGCACCGCAGAUCUGAUAACUAAAGUGACUAACAAACGUAUACCUCCACCACCCCCACCACGUACUAGUUCCCGUAGUCCACUCGCUAGCCCCACAAACCCAAAUGUCCCACACCAAUUACCAACAGUUAGCGAAACCGACGUCUUGGGCAACAAGUCAGAUAGCGGCGGAGGAAGUGGCAAUUCCAGCGGUAACGAGUCGGCGAACGACCACGUCCAGAGGCAAGUGGCUUUGGAAAUGCGUCAUCAGGAAUUGCUUAAAAAGCAGAAACUCUUACAGGAACAAUACCAACGCUUGCAGCAAAUGACGAAGAUUACCGGCGUGGAAAUGACCGCCAUAGAUAGCACAGUCCAACUACAAAAAACUAACAGCGACUCUAAUUUACAGCACCAGUCACCAAUAGCCAAUGUGGGAGAAAAGUCACAAGACAAUGGCAUGCCAGGAACAGAGAAAAGUGACAAUACAAAACAAGUCGUCAACGUCAUUGCAUCAAAUUCAGAAGCGCUGGGAAAUUCGGGUGGUGGUGGCAAAAGUGUUGGUAGCGCUGGGGGCUCUACCACGAAGCAGCUAUAUGAGACAGAAAUACUCUAACAUAAACCAGUAAUAAUGGUGGAAUGGCAAGAAACUGAAAUCGAUAUUUGAGUAAAGGAUAAAAAGCACAAGCACACAUGACGCACUGGAGCACAGGUUUUACUUGGAACACGCUUACCGCUGACAACUGGCAACUGGCAAACGUUAUUGUAAUAAACGCACAGAAAACCUACACCGCACUAUGUUGCAAGAAAACAACGAUUAACAUUAACGGUUGGAGAUUUAAGAGAAUGUUAGAAAUUGAAUUGUUUGAAAGAACAAAAGACACUAGUAUCUGUAUAAAUAUGUGGUAAUUGUGGUGGUUAGCAGAUAACUGGCAGAUAGUGUUGAUUUGUAUUAUGAAAUUUCGUGAAAUGCUGAUGAAAUUUUAGUCAGUAUACAGAACAUAUUAGUACGAUUUAAAAAAAUGCUAAGAGGUUCUUCUAACACCUAUGUAUUGUAAUAUAUUCGUGACUACAUUCACAUUUAAUAUAGGAAAGUCUAGUCAAGCUAUUAAUAACUGUCCCUUGCUCAAUCCACCUAGAAAGCAAACAUUUAUCAGAUUUAGAGUGCCAGUCAUUUGCAUCUGACCAUAGCGCAACCAUAAUUUAGGUGAACCUAUGUUCCAAGCUUCUUUCAAAGCUCAUAAGAAAUAAAUGCAUGUCUCAAACUGCAAAACUGAAAUUAUACCGCAAAUUGACCUGUUCGAGUUUAAAUGAAAAAUGUGACAACUUUGGUGACUAUCAAAUAGCAACCUGCUUCAAAAGCAUCGCGCUCAUCAAAGUAACCCGCAAACUCAUUAUCAAUAAGCAGACAACAGGCACUUAAAACAAAACCUAAUCACAUCGUAAUGUUACAUUCUCUGCAACGAUACUCAAUAUAUUUUCACGGUUCACUGGUAUCUUUGCAAUAGUAAGUUCAAGGGAUAUUCCCUGGAUAUACUAUCAGUAUCCAUGAGUAAGGGUACUCAUUUAAUGUAGCAUUGAUAUAAUAGUAGCAAAGUGGCAAAAUGGCCUCUUAGUUUAAAUGAAUGCUCCGUGGCAUUUUGCCAUAAGACAGCUGUUUUUCAUUUAGCCGAGAUCGUUUUCUCCAUAAAUAUUUAAUCAAUUUAAUUUAAAAUAAUCAAAUGAUACAACAUUAUAUUUAAAUUUACUUUCAUUUCUCAGCAAAGAAACCAAAACGCGAGAAAAGCGUAACCAGCUUAUUGGGGUUUGCGACAAAUAUCCAUAGAUGCCACUGAAAUAGUUUCGUACAGUUGCAAAUUUGUUUUGCAAAGCUGUUUUGCGACAUUAAAUGAGUACCAGUAGUGUUUUUGUUAAUUUUAUCAAUGUAUUUUUUCAGUGCAGGGCCAUCACAACCACUACACUUUCUCACACAUCACACACUUUUAUAAAUAUAGAUAUGUAUGUGCACUGGUGCAUAUUCAAAUUGUCUGGUCUUAGUUUUAGGAUAUAAGCUGUUGUACUUGUAGUCUAGGAUACAGUACUGCGUAAGGCUUUAGAUUUAGAAAUAGUUGCUACACUUACGUAAUUUAUUUUGGUACAAUAAGUACACAUUAAUUUAAUAUAAAAAAAUGAAAUGGUAUUUAGACAUGCAUAUGAUGUAGAAUAUAUUGCUGCAAUGUAUGUACGAAAAGUUGGUGACCAUAGCUCGAAGUGAAUCGAAUCAAAGUGGGAACGAAAAGACACUAUGUCUGCUUAAAUGAAAUUUAGAAGGCAUUUGUUUUGCCUAGUUGUUAUUUAGUUAAUAUUUUAAAAUUGCUAGUUAUAAAUGGUUGAAUAUAUAAAUUAAAUUAUUUGCACUUACAAGGGUAUAUCCACAUAUACAUUGCGAAGAGUGGAAUGGUCCUACAAGUCCUCGAUAACAAUAUUUAAACAAGUAUAUAUAGCAAUGAAAUCAUAGUAAAUCAGCAAUUUGCAAUGCAAGUUGACCUAAUUAAUCGUCAAAUGUAUGUAUGACUAUGAGAUGUUAUUUGUUGUAAUGCACUUGAAAUUCGCAAUUUUAUCAUUAUAUAAGUGAAAUGUUAGAUUUUAGUACGUAUACAUACAAAAUUUCAUAUCCAUGUAUUUGUUUUUGUUAAAUGUUCACAAAUACUCCACGUACUAAAUACAUAUUUACGAGUAUACGUUAAUGCUUUAGUCCUUUUGUUAACCAAUAGUCAUAAUUCACCUUAUCCGAUUCUUAUAUGUAUGAAUGUAUGUAUAUUCACAGAAUAAUAUGUACUUGUGUGUGACUAACAUGCAAAUGAAUUAUAUUAAAUUAGUAAUUGUACUAGCAUAAAAUGGCAAAGAUCAAGCAAGAAGUAGAAAAUAGUUGAAAUAAAAUUAAACUGCCUGCACUGGAGCUCAUUACUAAAAAUUAAAUACAUGUAUGUAUGUAUAAGAUCUCUGUGAGAGUAGGUGUGUGACAAAAAUGUGCAGGCAGUAACCCAAUAAGUUAACCAUAUACACAUAACAAAGUAAUCCCUAGCAUAUUGAUGAAAAAGUCAUGCCAAUUACGCAUUUUACUUGACAAAAGUUUUGUUAAAUUGGCAAGGAAAGUGAGACUGAUAGUUUUAUGUACAUUACACGCAUUCAAAAAAUAAGCAAACAAACGAACUAUAGUAUUUCGAAUAUUUAUGAAUACCAAAUACAACAUUAUAUGAAAUUAAAAUAUUAUAUUAUCAUUUAGUUUAACAUCAAGCGGGCGGCAAUAAUUUGAUUGAACAUACCAUGUAUAAAAAGGCAAGACAUUCUCAGCUCUUGGCUAUUUUCAAAAAUAUUUUAAUUCACAUCAUUCUUUCCUUUGCCCGGCUACACAUACACAGAGAUUUUUAAACAAAUAAUUGCCCCCGCCAAUCACGUAAGCGUCGAAUCAAAGCAUAACUUAGAAAACAUGCGUAAAUUAAAGCUAAUCAAAGAAAUAAAAUAACUGAAUAUUAACCCUAUUACACACGCCAUUCCAUUCAGCAGUCUCUAUGUCAUUAUAACUUCAGAAUAAAAUAAAAAGACAAACAAGCUGCAUACUCACAUACGUAUGUAUAGUUAAUAAGGAAGAUUAUUGUUUUGCCCUACUGAAUACUCGAGUUGCCUCUACAAGUUUGAACAAAGAAAGCCAAUAAAGUUUAUGGAGAAGUAAUUUUUAAAAUAUACAUAUGUAUGUGAAAACAGAACUACAACAAUAUUUUACAUUAUCAAUGUUUCAUAAUUGGGGCCAAGAGUAUUCACGUGGAUAUUUAGUAAGAACCAAGUUAUCCCAAAAGUACUUACAUACAUACAUAUGUACGUAUGUAUGUACAUACAUGACUGCAUACAGAGAUAUAAACACAUAUUGGUUUGGCUAAGAGCACUAAACAUGCAUACAUAUGUGAAAUUAACUAAAUACUGCAAGUACUUAAAAUUUUUCUUCAUAAUAAAUUUCGUGAAUAAAAUCGUAAAAAGAG